Molecule: messenger RNA, 3432 nt
Organism: Physcomitrium patens
Lineage: Eukaryota; Viridiplantae; Streptophyta; Bryopsida; Funariales; Funariaceae
Product: putative RNA-dependent RNA polymerase 3
Biological process (GO): siRNA processing
Cellular component (GO): nuclear RNA-directed RNA polymerase complex
Molecular function (GO): RNA-directed RNA polymerase activity
Source: RefSeq, a predicted model, not a curated record
AGUGCACGCAAGAGUCUGUUUAAUUUCUACUUAAGCAAUGCGCGGGGUUCGGAAGUUACUGUCGUGGGCUGCAUUGAACGGAUGUGAGGAAGAAGAUUCUAAAUUCACCUCGGGUUCGAAAUUCACUUCCCCGGUGAAGAAUCCAUGGAACCUAGAAGUAGAAUCCGAUGAGGAGGAAUUCGUGGAUUCCUCUGGUCGGUUCGAAAACGAGGAGAAGGUUUCGGAGAAUUCUACCUCUAGUAAAAGCUCCAGUGACAGUGGCCAUGGACGAAGUGAUGCGUGCGGCAGGUGUUCUGGUGCUGACAGGAAGCGAUUGAUUGAAAAUUUCUUAAGUUCGGGAGAGGAGCGUGAAGAUCCUUUGAUGCACCACUUCUGGAAGUUUCUGUCCGAUAUUGAAGCUGCAGUGACUCCAGUAUCUCUUGGUCAUGAAACAGUACAAGGUUUUGAGAAGACAAGAUCAGAAUAUAGGCUGUCGUCUCCUGCAACUACACUGAAGCAAACACAGUUGGAAAAACUUGAGAAGCUUACCCCUUUAGAUAAAGACUGGAACUGUUUGUAUCCCAGUGUGGCAGAGGACCAAUUUUGCUGGCCCUGGAUUGACCUCACAGAACCGCAACUUGCAUUAGGAAAACUGGACUUCGAAAAAUUUAUGGUCACGCUGAGCUGUCUUGGAGAAUUGGACCUUCAACCUGAAAAGGUGCUCACACUAGAACAAAUCAAGAAGCUUGAGAGGUUGGAUUUAGAAGAUGUCGCAGGAUACGUUUCGCGGGAAGUUGCUAUUAGCAGAGGUGUUCGGGACGAAGAAGUUCCUCGUAUCAGCAAGGAGUGGCUGACGAAGGGACCUUUUUCAUUUGAAUGCAACGUUGAUAAACAUGGCGUCUGCAAGUUUAAGGUUGUCAAGCCAAGGCCAGCAAGCACAUUGCUGCAUCGCACAUUUGGUGAAGACAGAGUUAUGCCUGUUUACUUCAAUGAAUCUCCUACCGAAGACAAAUUUCAACUAGUUCGAGAUGGUAUCUUAGUCGGCCUGCGGCGGUACCGACUCUGGACUUUCAAGGAUUCUGGAAAAGAGGAGUUCAGUAAUAGAAGCAAGCCCUACGAUAAGGAUUAUCAAAGAGCUGUAAAGUGCAUCUUUAUCUGCACUGAAUCUCUUGCAGAUGUUGAUCUUGCUGAUUCAAAUUUCAAGUAUUUCAAAACAAUAGAGGCCGCGCGCUGCCACAUUGUGCACAUCCAUACAGUGCCCACUAUGUCCAAAUUUGCCUCCCGGUUGCAACUGGCUCUUUCCAAGUCUGUUACAGCCAACCUUAAUUGGGAUGAAAUCAAAGUUAGACAGAUCCCGGACAUACUUUCUACGACUUUAGACAACUCAGGAAAGUUCAUGUCCCACACUGAGGGCACAGCAGAAAUAUCACCUGAUGUUGCAAGGCUCAUACCAUGUUCUGUUUUCAAAGGGAAGGUUAACAAAUCAAUGGGUUAUCCCACCUUGAUACAAGGUCGCCUUUUCUGGAAAGGAAUGGCGAUUAAGGGUACGUGGCAAGUGAAUCAUCAGUUGAAGGGGCUGCAGAUCUUGUAUCGACCAUCAAUGGUGAAGGUCACAACCGAUGCUGCACUGAAAGAUUUUCCCACCAUUAACAGUUUUGAAAUUGUUAAUACCAACACCUGUUACAAGCUUAAGGAGGAGGCUAAGCUGUCCCAGGAUUUGAUCUUCUUGCUUUCUGUAAACAAUGUUCCAGCUUCGUUCUUCCUGGAACACGUGGAAAAAGCUCUUGAAAAUCUUCACAGCUUCUUUACCACACGGGGGCAAGUCUUUAGAGAAUUGAAAAGGUGUUCCCAAGAUUAUGAUGUUGGUGACCAAACACUUCGUAUGAUCAUGGCAAACAUCCCCAUGAACAACCCUCAGAUGCAAAAGAAUUUGAAGAAGAUAUCGCAGGAUAAGAUCGCACUUCUGAGAAAAGGUUGUGUACCUCUGCCUCAAAGCUGUUAUCUUAUGGGCACGUGUGAUCCAACCAAGGAGAGAGUUUUGAAGCCAAAUGAAGUUGCGGUCAUCAAGAAUGGCGACAAAGUACUUGGGAAGGUUCUUGUAUACAAGAAUCCUGGGAAGCAUUGGGGAGAUGUGCAUGUUUUUGAUGCAGUAUGGGAUGAACGUCUCAAUCCAUACGUGGGUCCUGCGAAUCAAACCAUUUUCUUUUCUGUCCGAGGUAAUCGCCCAGUUGUGGAUGAAAUUGCGAACAGUGACCUUGAUGGCGAUUUCUAUUGGGUUUGCUUCAACACACAGUUGAUCUCUCUUUUCACUCCAAGCCCACCUUGGACGAGAAUAGGGGAGAGGACAAGUUACCCGGUUGGGAAUGGUCCCAGCAGUCUUACACCCAGAGCCGCUGAAUACGCGCUGUUUGAAAAAUUCUUGAACAGUCGUUUUAAAACUUAUAAGCCAAUGCCACUAUCGGCUACAUAUUGGAUAGCACACAUGGAUCGGUACUUGACGCUCAAAUACGCGGAUGAAUAUUCAGAAGAGCUGGAACUGCUAUCAGAAACAAUUCUAGAGUUGAUAGAUAUCUUCUACAGAGCCCUAGAUGCUGAUAAGACUGGUGAAGAGGUCAAGCUACGUAGGGGGUUGGAACCGAAGUGCUAUCCGCACUUCAUGAGGAAGCAGAAUCAGACCAGUCGGAGGACCUAUUAUACUUCCACAAGCAUACUCGGCCAAAUUUACGACAUGGUUGAUAAAAACGCUGAUAGACUAGGUUAUAGACCUGAAGAAACUAUUGCAUACGAUCCCAAAUUCGAGUUCGGCAGGUUCGAUAGAUACAUCGAAAAUUGGCGAGGACUUCUACAGCAAUAUAACAAAGAUACGCAGGCUGCAUUUAAGAAUAAUGAGCUAGAUCGGGUGAUAGCUCGUUAUCAGGAGAUUCUGAAAGGGCAAAACAAAUCGAUUAUCCAAGUAUUGGAGGAAGCGUCUGCCCUGUAUAUUGUGAACCAUGAGCAUGCCGAAAUGACUUUGCGAAAAGGUUACACUCCUACACUAAAUUGUGCAUGGAAUGUAGCAUUAGAGUAUCUGUGUGAAAUCUAUGCAAGCCAGGAGGAACGGAAGCCAUAUAUCUUAUCAGCUUCUGCAAGGGAGGACAUUUUUGGUCCCAGUAAUUCUGAAUCAUAAAAUUGCUCAAGAAUGCUGUAAAUAGUUAUGCAGUCGUAGGUUGUCAAGAGUUGCAGAUGAUCAAAUGAAUUGAAACCGUCCGAAUAUUUUCUCGGAGUUUCGUGUUCCAUGACGAGUAUGUUGUGGGUAAAUAUUCGGCCAAUGUGCGUUUUUGGAUGCUGUCCCCCAAGUUUUAGUAUCAAAAUGAACAUUCCUUUGUGAUGUAGAUUAUGAAUCCUGAUUCUGAAGAUGGCAUACUCCUGGCAUUACAAUGCUGAUUACGCAAUAUACCAGUUACCUAAGAAUUA